Molecule: messenger RNA, 2030 nt
Organism: Vigna unguiculata (cowpea)
Lineage: Eukaryota; Viridiplantae; Streptophyta; Magnoliopsida; Fabales; Fabaceae
Product: DTW domain-containing protein
Source: RefSeq, a predicted model, not a curated record
GUCUUGCGGAGCGUUGUGCUGUUAGGCUGUUACAUGACCUGUGUUUCGAGGAGUGUGUAGAUGGAGGAAGGGCAAGUGUUAUAAUGUUACAUUGCAUGGAGCCUAAAGCAGAAGAAGACGCUCUUUCGCCGGAGCCUCAGCGUCGCUCCAUCUGCUCCAACUGCGACCGUCCCACGCGCGUCUGUCUCUGCCACGCGCUUCCCUUUCCUCCGAUUCAAACCGCCACUCGCAUCCUCAUCGUGCAACACCCUCACGAAGCUCGCCACAAGCUCUCCACCACCCCAAUCCUCAACAAGUCCCUCCUCCGCGCCUCCUCCGUCACCUCCCGCCGCCUCCGUCACGGCCUCUCCCCAAUCCUCGACCGCUCUCCCGCCGCCCUCUACCUCUUCCCCUCCUCCAGCUCCUCCACAACCCCCGCCCUCCACAUCUCCGCCGUGCGCCCCUCCGCCGACCUCGUCCUCAUCGCCUUCGACGCCACGUGGCAGCACGCUCGAGAGAUGGUGCGGGCCAGCGAGGAUUUCCUCUCCGGGUUCGCCACUAGGGUUUGUCUGGACGUGGAUGAGAGUGUUGGCGGCGGAAGCAUUUAUGACUCCGAAUUGAUUUUGAGGAAGGAGCCUUUCGCGGGGUGCGUUAGCACAAUGGAGGCUGUGGCUCGGGCCUUGCGCGUGCUCGAGCCCAAUGGGCCCGAGAUUGAAGAGAAGCUGGUUGGGGUUUUGAGGGAGAUGGUGAGGUUGCAGGCUGGGUUCUUGAAGCCCGUGAAGCCCAGGCCGAAGUUGUUGAAGAAGAAGACCGAGGAAAACGAAAAGAAGGAGGGUUCCUGAUCGAGGUUAAGACAUGAGAGGAGACUGCAGACCAUUUUUGACAUCGACUUCCUCAGAAAUGAAGUUAUUGCAUUUACUGAUAAUGUCAAACAAGUCUUGAAGGAAAGGAUAGUGGAGAAAAUUGAAUAGGUGAUAUAUAUGUAUGUGUGUGUGAAGAGAGGGAGGGAGAAAGAGUUAUAUAUAACUUGUAAUAAUGUAAGUUAAUUACUUUUGCUUGUUAAUGUUUUUCCAAGACAGUUAUACAUAAUUUUUUUGAGAGACAAAAAAAAUGAAAGAAAACAAUGAGGCACUGUAUAAGUCAAAAUCAACUUAGUCCUAAAAGCUCAUAUUCUCGCUACUAAUCUAUGGCAUGAGAUACCAGAUUCAGGAUUUGUAAAAAACGAAAAACAUGAUCAACUUCAUGAAGGAGCUGGGGAAUUGGUUUCUUAUGUAUAUUGCACCAGGUACACUCAUGAUGGAUGAUCUGUCAAAACCCACAUAUGUACCAUUCGUAAUAAGGUGAGGCUAAAGAGAUAAUUGAUAACAGAAAACUAGAUGAAGAUACCAUAGUUGUUCAAAGAUAGACCACUGGUGUCUGCCAUCAUAGAAGCGAUGUCCCUGAUGCCGCCUGCUUGUUACAAUGACUAGGCAGAUCAGCUGAUAAUUGAUAUUUAAAGCUCGGUUUCCAUGAAAGCUCCACAGAAAAGCCCAACAAACUACAGAAGAAUUCAAAUAUGCGCAUUGGGGUCAUCAGAGGAUGACUGGAUCUUUCGUUCCAGAGACAUUACCAUACUUGGAAUUAGCCGCCAAACUAUGGUAAUGGACUAAAAAUUGCCAGAGCCACCCAUUCCUAAAACACUUUACUCGUUCCCUUUUAGUGAAAAGUUGGAUCAUUCCUAACAUGAUCUUGGGUUGAGUUGCAUAUGGUUUGCAGAAAACCAUCAUAGUUUGGGUUUGGACGUGGCAUACGAAAUGGGUUGAGUUGGAUUCACUUGGAUGUGUUACCAAGGUGCGUGUAUGGCUUAGUCUUAGGAAGUUGUGAUGUCUGUUGAAUGACGUCUUUCUUGUGUGUUUUUAUAAUUGUUGUAGAGCAUACCGUAAUCCGAACCGAGAAGGGAAGUAUAAAUCUAAAUCAACAUCUGAAGGAAAGGAAUAAUGAAUACUUGAUACUUGUCGAAAAGGAGGUGCAGGUGCUUGUUUUGUGUCUCCAUUUUCCAAGUUUUGUAAAAA